AUCUCCUGUGUUCUCUCAGGAGUCCAAGUUCUUUGCUUCAUCAGCUGCUUUUGCUUCUUCAAUUGCUUCAUUGACUUGGGCCAGUCUUGGGCCAGCUUCCAUGUUAGCUGCUGGCCUGUAUUUUCCCUAGGGGAGACUCAAAGCCUGGCUAUAAUCACUCCCAUUAGCAGUUGGCUGUUCCCCAAUCCACUUCUUUGCCUGGACUGGCUUAACCCUGAUGUCUGCCGGACCUGUAGUGUUGCACACACCAGUGGAGCCUGCAUCUGUUAAGCUCUUGUUCCCCACCUUGAACCAUGUCUCACCCUCCCACAUAUUAGCACUGGCUAGAAUGGCUGAAUCUCACACUCUAGCAGCUUUGCUUCUUGGCGCUGAUGGAAGUGUAGAGCUGUGUGGGAGCAGAAUUCUGAAUGUGGCUUCGGGAAGGAAUCCAAUCCAGAUAGUAGCCACUGGUGGCCCUGCUAUGGGUAAACGCUCCUUAGGUGGCUGAUGUGAACUGACCAGAAUUAUGGUACCACAAGCUGCCUUUAACUGAGUGUAUGCUCUGAACCAUACCCAGGGCCAAGCCACUUACACACAUGAUCUCUCAAUACUUACAACAACCCAUUUAAGGUAAGUUUUACCGGUGAAAUAAUCAGGCUAACUUCACUCAGACUGUUAAGUGGCAGAGUUGGAGCACCAGCUCCAAUCCACCUCCUCUCAUCCUUACACCUGCUCUGCCUUGUGUGAUUGAACACAGAACUUUUCAAAGGUUGCCUGUGCCAAGGAGAAAGAGAAACGGUGCAGGUCAUGAGGUCUAAAUCCCAAUUCUGCUUUGGAUUAGUUGUGCAGGCUGGAGAAAGCAGGGUUGGUUGAAACUGACCCUUAUCCAAGAGGCAGGUUUAGGGAUGCAGGCUGGGCAAGUAACCACUGUAGUCCCACUGCAUCACUUCCCUGGUGCCAUGUGGGGUUACCAAGAUGAGCCCAGCCACCACAGCUUUAAAAUAAUGAAAUCAGGGUGGGGAGCUUGCAGCCUGAAGGAUGUGGAGGAGGAGGAGGAAGAUUCAGGCAAGCUUCCUGCCUAGCUUCAAUGAGGGCUGGGAAUGGGAUUAUAUAGGAGUCCCAAAUCUUUCUUGAGCCCCAAAUGUUCUAGUCAUAGAAAUUUCUAGUCAUAGAAAGCUCCUAUUCCCCUAAAGGGCCCUACCUUCUUUCUUGCCAAGUGUCUGCCUGGAUAUCCAGUCCUUGCCAUGGAUUGAGGCCCAUGGGGGUGAGUCAGUAUGAACUCUGAGCUUGUUGGUGCAGGGUGGCUGACAUAGUCCAUUCACUGUUCCUUCUGUGCUUUGGCAGGUUGUAUCAUUCCCUGGCUUCUCCUUUGAGCCUUAGUUUUUAUCAGGUGACCAUGUGUCUUAAUGGCCCUUUGUUUUCCUCUGUGCUAGAUACAUUUUGUUACUUCCAACUCUUAUUUAAAUUCCUUUGAGAAUAAAUACCAAAGCCUUGCUUGACUGGGGCCUCUCCAUCAAUCCCUUCAUUCAUUCUCUCUCCCCAAAUACUUAUAUUCAGGGAACUUCCUGAUCCACUGGAAAAUGGAGCUUCCUUGAGGGUGACCCAGAAUUCAGUGCUGGGUGCAUGAAUAUGCAGAACUAUAUUUUUAGGGCUGCCUUUUAAAAAUCCGUAUUGCCUGACUCCUCCAUCAGUUUUUAAUGCCUUAAGGAGAGGCAGGAUGGCCCAGUGGAAAGGACACCGGGUGGAGUGUGGGGGGAAGCUGUCCUGCUGCUGACUGCCAUAGGAGCUACGCUGACCAGGUACAGAAGCCUGAACGUGUGGCCUGAGUCUUGUGCUAGGCGUCUAUAACAAGGCAAAAGUCAUCCAGCCAUUGAUGGAUGCUCCAAGGAUUCAGCUAGUGGAACUCCCAAAGGACUUCCUUAGGAAUCCUGUGCUUGCUAAGGUUCUGCUACCGUCGCCACCAGUCAGCCUCGUUCCUCCUCAUUCUGGGGGAUGAUACCUGCGCCUUUCUUUGCGUCCUCCAGGCCCACACGACUCCCCACCCCGUCUCUAAAGCCUCAGCGUUCUCCUCCUUUUCUUCCUCUGAUCCAGCAAGCCAGGCUUUCUCCUCCUCUGGUCUCUCCUCUCUCCCUUGAAUCCAGUCCUGGUUUCCCCGCCGCCAGCUCCCUUUUUUGUCGGCUGGGCUCGCUCCCCGCCUCCGCCCCCGCCUCGCCCGCCGUCACCAGCUCCGCGGUCGGAUCAGCUCCUCUCCUACCCCGCUCCCAGCCACCCAGGGCUCGGCUCGCCCAGUCCGGUGGCUCCAGUCCGGAUCUCGGUGCUGCCCAACCCGGGUACGAGUCCCGCAGCUGGGGAGGAGGCGGCGGCUACUGGCCCCGGCUCCCCUCGGCCGCCUCGCCAGCCCGAGGUUGGCGGGGAGGGAGCAGCUGGGCAGACCCCGGAGCCCCUCGGAGGACAAUGCACCCGGCGCUCAGCAACCCUCGCGCGGUCUCAUCCUCGUCUGGCUCCUUUCCGCCGCCCCCUGCCGCCGCCCGGCUACAGCCCCUCUUCCUCCGGGGGGGUUCCUCCCGCGGCCGGAGAGGCUCGGGCGACAGCAGCACCAGCACCAGUACCAGCCGGGGGGGAGGAGGCGGCAGACGCGGCGGGGGCGGCUGCUCCCCAAGCAGCAGCACGGGCGCAGAGAGAGAGGACGACGACGAGAGCAUCAGCAUCAGCAAGCCACUGGUGCCGGCCACCGCCGCCGGGCUCCCGGGACCCCUGGCUCAGGGGGGCGCCGUGGCCACCGACUCCGCGCCGGCAGCCUUCUCCUCCUCCACUGCCACCACCUCCUCCACUUCCACGCCCACCUCCUCUUGCAGCAUGACGGCUGCGGACUUCGGCGGGGGCGCAGCGCCUGGGGCCGUCGGGGGCUCAGGGGGCCGCUCCGCCGGGGGCGCGGGCGGUACCGGGACUGGCAGCGGCGCUUCCUGCUGCUCGUGUUGCUGCUGCUGCGGCCGCCCGGCCCGGUCUGGCCGCAGGGGUCGGCGUCGCGGCUGCACCCCAAGCCCGGGGUGCCGCUGGGGCUACCAGGCGCUGUCCGUGGUGCUACUGCUGGCGCAAGGCGGUCUGCUAGACCUGUACCUCAUCGCCGUCACUGACCUGUACUGGUGCUCCUGGAUCGCCACCGACUUGGUGGUAGUGGUGGGUUGGGCCAUCUUCUUCGCCAAGAACAGCCGGGGCCGUCGGGGCGGCGCGGCGAAUGUCGCGCACAACCACCAUCAGCAUCACCACCACGCUGCGCCUCCUUUGCACCUGCCUGCUACCUCAUCAGCCUCUGUUGGGGCCCCGGCCGGGGCCAAGGCGCGCGGCGGACGCGCGAGCGCCGGAGGUCCAGGGAGCUGCCCGGGGGCGACCGGGACGGCGGGGGAGUUCGCCUUCGCCUACCUGGCCUGGCUCAUCUACUCCAUCGCCUUCACGCCCAAGGUGGUCCUUAUCCUCGGCACGUCCAUCCUGGACCUCAUCGAGCUGCGCGCGCCCUUUGGCACCACGGGCUUCCGCCUCACCAUGGCGCUGUCGGUGCCCCUGCUCUACAGCCUGGUGCGGGCCAUCAGCGAGGCGGGCGCGCCUCCUGGUUCUGCGGGACCCCUGCUCCUGCAGCCCCAGCAACACCGGGCUGCUGGCUGCUUCCUGGGCACGUGCCUAGAUCUGCUCGACAGCUUUACCCUGGUGGAGCUGAUGUUGGAAGGGCGGGUGCCGCUGCCCCCGCACCUGCGAUACCUGCUUAUCUCUGUCUACUUCCUCACCCUUGCCUCGCCGGUGCUCUGGCUCUACGAGCUCAACUCCACAGCGGUGGCAGCGUCGUCCUGGGGCCAGGCCUCAGGCCCUGGCAGCUGCAGCCGCCUUCUGCGCCUACUGAGUGGCUGCCUGGUGGAUGUGCCCUUGCUAGCGCUGCGGUGCCUCCUGGUGGUGAGCUUCCAGCAGCCCCUCUCCAUCUUUAUGCUGAAGAACCUCUUUUUCCUUGGCUGCCGAGGCCUGGAGGCCCUAGAGGGCUGUUGGGAUCGGGGGAGUCGGACCUCCCCUAGUCGGGCUAGAGGCAGUUAUGGUGCUCCACCUUCUGCCCCACCGCCCCCGCCGCCACCACCUCAGGGAGGUUCCCAGCUGGGCCACUGCAUCUCUGAGAACGAGGGGGGUCCCCAUGGUUAUGUCAACACGCUGGCUGUCGCUUCCCAGAAUUGAGGGAGUGAAUGAGAGGGAGCCUUGCUUUGAGGUUGAGGCCCCAGGCCCUGUGGCCUCAGACCUGUUCCCAGGAUUUGGUUAGACUUUGUUGGGAAGAGGUGACUUUUACUAGGGCUGAGGGCCAGCACAUCCUUUUGCACACUUUAGGUAAAGACAACUCAGAGGGAGCAGUAACCGUGGGGGAGGUGGGUCCACUUACCCUUUGCUCCUUUUUCCAUAUCCUACCCCAAUACUGACCUCCAUGGGACUGGAUGACUAUGCUUCCUGCUUUCCCUGCCUCACCCAAAUUCCCAUCCAUUGUGAGAGAGAAUGGAGGAAAGGGGGUUAUCCAGGCAGGGGGGCUGCACCUUGGGCCUUCACCAGCAUCUUUUAGGCUGUGGUUUGAGGCCACUGACCCCAAAUCCACUCUUCUCCUUGUGUAUCUAUUCCAGAAAGUAGAUGAAGAGAGAGGUGGGGGGGGAGGGCGGGGGGAGGCAUUGUUUCCUUGUGUCUACCCUGUGGUCCUUGCAACCACAAGGGGGGUUGGGGGGAAUUUUGCUGCCCACCCUCCACUACCACCAAUCUCCUCUUUCCUGCCUGAAUUUUUGACCACGAAUCCCCAGGAGAGUGGGCCUUGGAGUUACACAGUUGUUUUCCUCAAGGGAGAAGCUCUCCCAGGUCUUCCUCAAUCCCACUCCUCCCUUCUCAGCUUGGGAGGAGGGAUCCAUAUUCUAAGGACCAAACGGCACCCAUUCUUGGGUGAGUGAGCAUUUCUACCUCUGUGCUUUCCACUUUGUUGCAUCAUGCACUGAUGCUGCUUGCAAAAAAUAAAGAAAAUAUAGAAGUUG
This is a messenger RNA of Ictidomys tridecemlineatus (thirteen-lined ground squirrel), 5018 nucleotides long. RefSeq names its product transmembrane protein 121B (gene Tmem121b). The record is from RefSeq and is a predicted model, not a curated record. NCBI's taxonomy places the organism in Eukaryota, Metazoa, Chordata, Mammalia, Rodentia, Sciuridae.